GAAGGACUUGAUUGUGCCACCUGUGCGCAUAAGGAUGGAUGCUCUCACCACGGGCGCGCGGCUGUGAGGCGGCAUGAGGGCCAAACGUCCAGCAUCUGAGGGUCCCGGGGCGCCACGGUGACAGACAUGGAUCACUUCUUUAGGAGAAAGCGGGCCGGUUUGGUUAAACCCCUGCUCAGUCUGUCCCUCAUCUUCGUUUCUGUUCUGAUGAUUCUCAAACUGAAACUGUCAGAAAAAGACGCAGCGAGGAUCAAACAAGCGCGGGAUGCCAGCUGGUGCGGGUCGGACUGUUUCCCGGCCGUCGAGUCUAAUUUCUGGAGGAUCAACGCCCACCACGCGCCAAGCAAGAGAACGGACGCGCAGCAGGUGUCCAACGGGACAGGCUGGGACGCGCAAGUCCUCAACUGCAGCGAGGACGCAUCGGUGAAGAGCCAGCCGUGGUUCCGGCACCUGGACCCGCGGUUCCACCAGUUUGUUCUGCACAGACACUGCCGGUACUUCCCCAUGCUCAUCAACCAUCCGGAGAAAUGCGCGGAUGGAGAGGUGCACCUCCUCAUGGUGAUCAAAUCCGUUAUAGAGCAGCACGACCGGCGGGAAGCCGUGCGUAAAACCUGGGGCCAGGAGCGGACAGUGGAUGGAAAGAAGAUCAAAACUUUAUUUUUACUCGGAACUCCGACAACAGGGAAAGACACAAGAAACCUGCAGAAACUGAUCGAGUACGAGGAUAAGAUCUAUAAAGACAUCCUGCAGUGGGACUUCAUGGACACCUUCUUCAACCUGACCCUGAAGGAGGUAAACUUCCUUAAAUGGUUUAACAUCUACUGCCCAGGAGUGCGCUUCAUAUUUAAAGGAGAUGAUGACGUUUUUGUGAACACAAACAACCUGCUGGAGCUCACGGCUUUCAAAGUGGAGGAGCGCAAAGACGCAGACUUAUUUAUAGGAGACACCAUCACCAAGGCGAUCCCCAUCCGGAACCGCCAGAGCAAAUACUACAUCCCCAAAGAGCUCUACGAUAAGCCCUACCCGCCUUAUGUGGGGGGUGGGGGGUUCGUCAUGUCCUCCCAGCUGGCCAGGAGGCUCUUGGCGGCCUCAGAGGACGUGGAGCUGUACCCCAUCGAUGACGUGUUUUUGGGGAUGUGCCUGAAGAAGCUGAGCGUCGCUCCUGAGUUGCACUCAGGUUUCAGGACCUUCGGUAUCAGCAGGCAUAAGGCCAGCUCCAUGAACAGGGAGCCAUGCUUCUAUAAGAACCUGAUCGUGGUGCACAAGCUGAGCGCGCAGGAGCUGUUCAGGAUGUGGAGCAUAGUGCACAGCAAGGAUCUGGUUUGCGCGCAAAGGACAUCCAUGUAAAAGCAAAACAGACUGUGGAGAAAAUAUAAAGAGCAAACAGGUUUGAAGCCUGAUUGGGAACAGAAAUGGAUCUCCUUUGCCUGGUUGGUCAUUUAUAAAACCACUACAACCAAGUGCCAUGUUAAAUUCUACUGUCUUAUUUAACAGAACCAAACUCUCUAUAAAAGUAACUUAUGUUGGUUUUUAAUUAUACAGGUUUAAACUCAUAAUUUCUUUAUUCAGGUUUUUCUCUGGAAAGAGGAUUUUAUAGACUGGGAAGAUUUUAAUGGUCUUAAUUAAAGUAUAAGGUUCAUAUUAAACACAGAAAAAACAUGAAACUAAAAGUUACAGAAUUGCACUAAGUUAAAGAAAAAAAUUUUCUUCUACCAACAAGAUAACUUGAAAUAAAAUGAAUGAAACUUUGAUUAUUGUGAUUUUUAAUGCUCUAAACAACAAAGUAAAGCGCCAGUUUUAAGAUACGCUCUUAUUGCACAGAAUACGACAAAUAUUUUACAAACUGAUGCAUUUAAAAGCUUUAGAGCUCGCUCACAUUCUUUUCCAAUGUCAAAAACAGUCCUUUAUUUUUAUUCGAUAUAUAAUUUUUUUCUUUAAAAAAAAAAA
This is a messenger RNA of Cyprinodon tularosa, 1947 nucleotides long. It is a transcript of the gene b3gnt7l, whose product is annotated as UDP-GlcNAc:betaGal beta-1,3-N-acetylglucosaminyltransferase 7, like. The coding region runs from base 127 to 1347 and encodes 406 amino acids. Gene Ontology annotation, molecular function: hexosyltransferase activity. NCBI's taxonomy places the organism in Eukaryota, Metazoa, Chordata, Actinopteri, Cyprinodontiformes, Cyprinodontidae. The record is from RefSeq and is a predicted model, not a curated record. Gene Ontology annotation, cellular component: membrane. The transcript has a single exon.